Messenger RNA from Lytechinus pictus (painted urchin), 2843 nucleotides. RefSeq names its product transcription initiation factor IIA subunit 2-like. The record is from RefSeq and is a predicted model, not a curated record. NCBI's taxonomy places the organism in Eukaryota, Metazoa, Echinodermata, Echinoidea, Temnopleuroida, Toxopneustidae. The transcript is spliced from 3 exons. Bases 92 to 412 code for a protein of 106 amino acids. Gene Ontology annotation, molecular function: RNA polymerase II general transcription initiation factor activity; TBP-class protein binding. Gene Ontology annotation, cellular component: transcription factor TFIIA complex. Gene Ontology annotation, biological process: transcription initiation at RNA polymerase II promoter; RNA polymerase II preinitiation complex assembly.
ACAAUCGAUCAUAAUCGCGAGAUUUUUGUGGAUGCUGUUCUGCUGCUCAACUUUAUUAAUAUUAUAAUUAAGCUAAGAUUAGCAAGUAAAGAUGAGUCAUCAACUUUAUAGAAACACUGCCCUUGGAAACAGCUUGCAAGAAAGCCUAGAUGAAUUAAUUCAGGCAAGACUUAUCACACCACAGCUUGCUCUGACUGUACUUCUCAAGUUUGACCGUGCCAUCAAUGAUGCACUGGCUAAUAGGCUAAAAAACAAAAUCAGUUUCAAGGGUCAUCUGAAUACAUACAGAUUCUGUGACAAUGUUUGGACAUUUGUUCUCAACGACGUGGAUUUCCGUAAUGGUGAUUUUGUGACGGUUGACAAAGUCAAAAUUGUGGCUGUGGACGGCAAGAUAUCGGCGGCAGCGGACUGACAUCCAAUGAAACUAUGAAUUAUCUUAAAGAGACCAUUAAGGCUUAAGGCAUCUAUUUCUUGGAAAAAUUGAUGGCUGGCUAGGCUGUUGGAGGACCUAAUGACUGGCAAAUCCUGGCAAUACACGAAGCUUGAAUCUGUCCAUCCUGUUAUAUACUUGAAUCUUAAAAAGUGAGAGAAUGUUAAGAUUCUUCUAGAUUUUUUGAGACUUCAACGUCUGACAUUUUUUAAAAUUCUUAUGUUGAGUCAGUACAAUGCAAGUCUAGAGCUUAUGUUAAGAAGCUGCAACUACUAUAAAACUCUCCACCUCUUUUCUGUUAACCUUGUCAAAACUCAAUUUCUCAAAGCGACAUUUAUUUAUGUAAAUAUAGUGUAUGCAUCAAUAUGCAUAUGAUAUUUGUUGAUUUUUUUCAAAUUAAACCAAGUGUAUGUUGUUUAUGCUGGCUAAUAUCAGGUUGAGAGGUCAAAUGAUUUUAUGCAGUCCAUUCAGAUCUGACUGCCUACCAAAUUCUUUUCUCAUUUUAACUAUUGUGAAGAACCCAGUGACCCAGAAAUAGGAUGGAGGGUGUUUUACUGUGAAGUCUGACAAACAAGCAAAAUAAUGAACAUACAAUGUUUACUAUGACUUGUGUUCAUUGUAAGAACGCACUUAAAACAUGAAAACUCUGCAAAGAUGAAUCUUUGAUAUGCUUACAAUUGAUAUACAUCUGUUUUGGUGCAUGUAUAUUGUUGAGUAGAUGUGCCUGUUGCACUUUCCGCUUGUAUAAUACAUUACAUGUAUACUGUUUGUAAAUCCUGAUAUUUUUCUUGUACAAAAUUGUAUAUCUAUUGAAAAAAAAUUAAGAACCAUGAAAAUUAAGGUCAUUUUCAGUUAAUUUAUUUCAGUGACUGCGACCACUUGCGACCUUUUGAUCGCACGACAGGCCGUAACAUGCAUCAAUGACAAUUGCUAUUUAUCUCACAAAACAACUAGGCUUCCAUGAAAGUUGACGUGAUUCAAUGCGAUCGCUUGUACGAUUGAAUGAAACCAAUGCAACUGGUCGCACUGGCUGUACGAUCUUAUGCGGGUGAAUUGAUUAUUUUAAUCGUGUUUGGAUUUUGAACAUGUUCAAAUUUGGGAUGCAACCAGUCACGACCACCUCAGGUUCGUGCGAUCACCUACGAUGACUGCGAGUGCUCGCAAGACACCAAGCGAUGGAUCGUGCAACACCAAGAAAAAACUGAUAGAGGAUCAAUUGUGAAAGGGUCUUUAGUCAUAUCCUGUAUCAUGAAAGGCGUGCUGCCAAAGGUGUCAUCAAUACGAUGACUGGUACAAGACAUGCGCAUUGGUACUUAUCACAGCAUUAAUUAAUCCAAGGCCAUGUCAUUGUAUAAUGCCUGAUUGCUUGGCCCCACUCAAUACUACAUGUACACUCUUGAAAAUGUUGGGCAACAUAAAGUCCACACAACAAUUGGUUAAAACUUUAUCCAAUUCUGGAUAGUUUCCAACCAAUAAUGUGUGCUUUGGUUGAAAGCUACACAGUAAUGGUUGAAAACUACCCUUAGUUGGAUAUUUUUUUUUAACCAAUUGUUGUGUGGACAGUAUGUUGCCCAACAUUUUUUAUUUUCCAAAUUUGUACUUAGAAAUGUGCUCUGUGAAAAAGUGGCCUUGCUUGAAACUAAAAAUAUUGAUAUUAAAUAUUAUUAUUAUCUUUGUGAAACACAUCCUUGUCAUCAGAUAGGCUGAAUAUUGCAAUGAGUAUCCAUCAGAACAUAUGAGUGGCGAAAGGCUCAAACAACAGGCACCAAGUAUUGGUAAACAAGACUUAUGACACCUUAAUGCUUUCUUCGUGAAAUUCCAAGAUUGGGCACUGAUAAGUAAUUAAUACUCUAAAGCUCAGUGCACACUAAUUGCGAUCCAAUACAACAUAAUUUUUAAUAAAUCACACUUUGAAUUUAAAAUGAAAGUUCCAAGAAUUAAAAAUGAUUUUAUUUGAAGUUCGGCAUGUUAGGAAUAAUAAAAUCAUAAUUUCAAUUUGCGGGAAGCCCUGUGGUCUGAGGAAAAUCCAAAUCAGGCAGCUUCAAGUCGCAGCCGAUGAUUACAUCAUUACGAUUUGGAAUUGAAUUUUCUUUUAAUCCUACAGGGAGGCUCGAACUAGACUCAAGUUUGAUUUCAGUAGUCCUACCACUGUUCUGAAGUCUGAUUGCUAAAAUUUUAUUGUUUGGAAUGUUCAUAUCAAAUGUUAUUACGAUUUCUUUGAAAUUUGGAUCGCAUAUUGUGCAUUGGGCUUAAGGACUACAUCUAACUCCACAUGUCAUUGUUUUUCAUUUCUCAAUGGAGUGUCAAUAAGAGCCGCAUGAUAUUGUGCAUUUGGGUAUCUAAUCACAAGCUGUAAAAACCAUGUUAUGGUGAUACACCAUGCCCAAUGAAUAAAUGUCAAACUCUAAAUCCA